AAAGGGGAAAAAGAACAAAGCUACUAAACCAAAAAAAGAGGUAGAGAAGGAACGCAGCAGAACUCCAUCCCUAGAAAAGCCCCAGAAACAGAAAGGUGCUGCGGCGACGGCGGCAGCUGCUUCCCACCAGCCAACUGCUAGUCAGGCUUCAGAGUCUGGUGGCGAAAGCCAGAGAAAGAAACGAAGCCGUCUGGACCCCCAUGUUGAGUCGGAGGAAGCAUUCUUGUCUCGAGUAGAGAUCAAGGUGCGGAUACCAGAGGAACUGAAGCCAUGGCUUGUAGACGACUGGGACCUUAUCACGGAACAAAAAAAGCUUGUACAGCUUCCCUGCAAUGUCUCUGUGGACCAUAUUCUCGCGGAUUAUGUGAAACAGAAGACGUCAGUAAAAGGACUUUCAACUAACAAGGAGAGUGCCGUCAUCGAGGUGACAAAUGGACUCAAGGAAUACUUCAAUGUGAUGCUAGGAAGCCAACUUUUGUACAAGUUUGAACGUCCUCAGUAUGCUGAUGUUUUAAAUGAAAGGCCGGAUACUCCUAUGUCACAAAUAUAUGGUGCCAUUCACCUGCUAAGGCUAUUCGUCAGGCUUGGCAGCAUGUUGGCUUAUACCCCGCUGGACGAGAAGAGUGUCCAGCUUCUGCUACAUCACAUUCACGAUUUUCUCAAGUACAUGGCUAGGAACUCGCAGCUGUUCAGCCUGAAUGACUACACAAUAGCACCUCCCGACUACCAACGGAAAGCCAUCUGAAAAAUGUAAAUCUGUGCUACAGAAAUAAAGUCUACAAUCACUUUGUCAAAAGAGUCUUCCCAGUACUUGCUGCAUUCAUUUACCCCUUUAAAUGAUGUAUCCCAUGAACAAAGACCCCAAGAAAAUAAUGAUAACAGUCGUGUAAUGGCUGUAUGUGACUGAUUGCUACCAUAGCCCCCAUGUUAACCGCAUUUAGGUUGUAUGUUUUGUUCAGAUAUAGUGUUCAUUUUCAAAGUUUAUUUCUCAUCCCUGAAUAUUUUGUUGGACAAAUUUUAUUUACCGAAGGUGUGCAUGCUCAUAGUGAAAUUGUGCAAGUUUCAAAUAUAAGAUUUUCAAACUCCC
Messenger RNA from Rhipicephalus microplus (southern cattle tick), 1087 nucleotides. RefSeq names its product mortality factor 4-like protein 1. NCBI's taxonomy places the organism in Eukaryota, Metazoa, Arthropoda, Arachnida, Ixodida, Ixodidae. Gene Ontology annotation, cellular component: nucleus; NuA4 histone acetyltransferase complex. Gene Ontology annotation, biological process: regulation of DNA-templated transcription; chromatin organization. The record is from RefSeq and is a predicted model, not a curated record.